CUUACUAAUAAUACUUAAAAGUUAGAUUUGUCCAGCAUAGACUGGAAGUACAAGUAUACAAGGUUUAGACUGGAAGUACAAGUAUACAAGGUUUAGAAAUGGAAUGAAUGGGAAAUAGAUGGCAUCGAAUAAUCAUCAUAAUAUUGUUGCGAGACAUGAUCAACAUUUCUCGGUGGUAUCUUGUUAGUAGUCGUCAGGGGUAUCUCUUGUUGUUGUCCAUCCCACCCAAAAUGUCCCGAAGAAUUCAAACGCCAGUCCAGUAUUCCCAAAACCCAAAGUCCGUCCAUCCAAACCCAAUGAUAAAAGAAAAGAAACAAGGGGGAAAAGGUAAAAGAAAAGAUAACACGCCAAAAAAAUCAAAGAAAACGCCAAACACAACAGAAAACACCACACACACACACACACGAAACACACACAUAACGAACACGACACACACAACACACAGAACACACACAUAACACACACACAUCACACACAAUACAUAAUACACACAUCACAUACAUCACACAUAACGGGAUGAUUGUGUUCAAGGAAAUUCAUCUAAUCUAUCAUGCGGGCAUUCUAAUCGCCUCGCAGCCUACGCGGUAUAUGUAUAACACUGCUUAACUUUUCGA
Molecule: messenger RNA, 614 nt
Organism: Aspergillus vadensis CBS 113365
Lineage: Eukaryota; Fungi; Ascomycota; Eurotiomycetes; Eurotiales; Aspergillaceae
Exons: 1
Coding region: 108-458 (116 amino acids)
Source: RefSeq, a predicted model, not a curated record